Molecule: messenger RNA, 2284 nt
Organism: Oncorhynchus mykiss (rainbow trout)
Lineage: Eukaryota; Metazoa; Chordata; Actinopteri; Salmoniformes; Salmonidae
Product: isopenicillin N synthase family oxygenase
Source: RefSeq, a predicted model, not a curated record
GUGUAGUUCAUAAAGGUUGCAGCGUGUAUGUUGGGAUGAAGUGUGAAUUCAUGCCAGGAAUAAUAAGUGUAAAGUUUGAUUUCCUCCCUUCUGUAAUAAGCAGCCAAUUAAGUAUUUUUCCUUUAUUCAUGUGUUUAAUAUGAUACUGUUAUCGCGCCGGUUAAACUGUCACGUAUGUAAGCAUUUCAGAGUUAUACCAAGCUAAUAAGUCACUCGUAAGAUAAGGAGGUUGUAAGAGUGUGCUUAACUGUAUUUUUCAUUUACUUUAUAGUUCUCACGGAAGGUGAUAAUUCUGACUAAAACUACAGAAUAAAGCCGCCAGUUAAAAUCAAGGAACGGUUGUGCUCGUGGUUACUGAAGGGAACUACAUCUUCUGGUGCGCCAUUCAACCCCUCAACCCUUUUCACAGCUGCUGCAUAUGAAAUGCUCUGUACAGCCCUGACUUUGGCCACCUCCUUCUCUUCGACCCUUGUGGGGCAUUCGGAAGAGGUUGCUUCGUGGUUCCCACCUCAAUUGCAACAUUUCACAUAUUCAUCACUUUUAUAAUACAUAAUAUGAUAUUUUCCAAAACUUGGACAUCUCGGCUUCUCCCUUCUGCAACCACUUGAUACCUGACCAAAAAGCUUUACAGUGAUCACACUACAUUGGCCUUGGGAUAAAUGCUCUGACUCAUAUCAGACAAUUAACAACAUCCAAAGGUGAAAUAACAGGAUUGCACAACCUGUGAUAAUUAAGGGUCACAUUACUAUUGGCUCACAGUUGUCACAUGGUUCACGCACGCUGAGAAAAAGGAAUUAUGUAAAAAUUCGCUCACUCAACUGGGUUGUAAAAUCAUAAAUCCAAACAGUUGCAAAACGUUUGUCAAAUAAAACGAGAGUUUCUAUUGGACAAAAUCAUGUAGGUCCCGCCCUAUUUCUUUACGUUGUGCAACAGAUUCUUCAUAAUGAAAACAACCCCAGCGACACACGGUCUGGGUGCAAUCUAGUAUGCAUAAUUCCAAACCUCGGGACAUAUUCAACACACUGUUUCAUUGUUUAGCCAGAUCAGUGUUCCAACUCUCAACAUGAAGAUACCAGUUGUUGAUUUUGGAGCAUACAAGUUAGGGGGAAACGAUGUUUCAGGCGAGCAGUUAGAGAUCCUGAGCAGGCAGUUGAAAACGGCCUUUACGGAAGUGGGAUUUGUUUAUCUGAAGAAUACUGGGAUAGUACAACAAGACGUGGAUGAGGUUAUGAACAUAUCCAAGAAAUUCUUUCUGCAACCAGACGAAAUGAAACUGCCUUUCAGCAGGAAAAGUUUCUCUAAUAAUCCUAACCAUGGCUGGGUGUCUUUGGAGACAGAGAGUUUAAAUCCCAAGAGACCAGGAGACCUAAAGGAAGCCUUCAACACUGCAUCCCUUCAUCCAGACAUAAAAUGGCCAUCGUGGGAUGGAGGGAAUGGAUUCUUUGAGGUUCAGUCGUCGUUCUUCCUGCGCUGUAAGGACCUGUGUCUCCGGGUGCUUCGUGUGAUGGCCUACAGUCUGGGCCUGGAGGCUGAGGUCUUCCUAAGUGCACACAGACACAUAGGGAGUGAUAAGAACAGCAGUACCCUGAGGUCGCUGUAUUACCCCUCGGUGAGGAGUGACAGGGUGAAGGAGGGCCAGCUGCGCUGUGGAGAACACUCGGACUAUGGCAGCAUCACCCUGGUCUUCCAGAGUCAAGAGGGUGGCCUGCAGGUGCGUACCAGGUCAGGGGAGUUCAUCUCCGCUCCCAGCAUCCCUGGGACAGUACUGAUCAACAUAGCUGACCUGAUGCAGAGGUGGACCAGUGAUAUUUUCCUCUCAGCGGUCCAUAGGGUUUUGCUGCCCCCCGCUGGAGACUUGAGCACACGGCAGUCCCUGGCUUUCUUUGUGCAGCCAGACGAUGAAGCCCUCAUCACCUGUUUUGACGGGUCCGACAAAUAUCCCCCUGUGAAGUCAGGGGCCUAUCUCAUGGAACGCUUCAAUGACUCUUAUGGGAGGAAGUGACCUUUAUCUAUCCAGCAUUCAUUAUUUUGUGUUAUGCAAUUAUGUCGGUGAAACAGAAUGUCAGUAAAAAUAUAAUUUCCUUUUAAAUCCAUGAAGUGAGGUGGGAGAGAGAGAAUCAGAUAAAGUUGUGGAGAUGAAGAAAUAUGUGGACAAAAACCCUCCAGGUACAGAUACUGUAUGUAGAACCAUAGUAAAGACCAGUAUGGACUAUCAAUACAGAUACUGUAUGUAGAACCAUAGUAAAGCCCAGUAUGGACUAUCAAUACAGAUACUGUAUGUAGA